CGCUGGCAAUUAGGAUAAGUGGGGCUGGGGUUCAUGUUCCUCUCUAGGGUUUCUUCUUCUCUCUCUGUGUUUCUUAAUCUUAAUCCUUGUUCUCUUAUAUAUUUUUAUAUAUUUACAAAAACCAUUUCUUUUUUUCUUUUUUCUUUUUUAUUAUCAUUUUGACCAAUCCUUCUUUCAAUUCCUAAAAAUCACUCCCUCCAAUUCCCAAUCCUCCACAGUACCUUAAAAACACUGUGCUUCCUCAUCUCUCUUUUGAAUUUGAAAGUAGUUGAAACCAUUAGGCCAAAAAAAAAAAAAAAAAAUCUGGGUUUGGUUCAAAAAUCAAAACUUGUUUCUGGGUCUUUGUUAAAUCUUUGCAAAAUUGUUGCUUUUGUUGUUGAAGAUCAUCAAGAUUGAAGAUUUGGGUAUGGACCAAAAAGAAGAAGAAACACCCAACAAUCAAAGUCCAUCACAAACCCCACCCCCGGCGGACCCACCACCGCCGCCGCCGCCGCCAAAAGAAGAGGUUAUAGAAAGCGAGCAAGACGACCUGUCGUCGUCCCCGUUAAAGCUAAACGACACGAUGAGUCUCAUCCAGGUCCCAAUAUCGGCUUCAACAAGAGCUGUGGUGGCGGCAAAGGCAAAGAGACCCUCAAAAGACAGGCACACAAAAGUGGAGGGUAGAGGCCGUAGGAUCCGUAUGCCCGCCACGUGUGCGGCCAGGAUCUUCCAGCUGACACGCGAGCUUGGCCACAGGUCAGACGGUGAGACUAUCAAAUGGCUACUCGAACAUGCGGAGCCAGCUAUAAUUCAAGCCACGGGGACUGGAACUGUGCCAGCUAUUGCUGUCUCUGUAAAUGGUACGCUGAAAAUUCCAACAACCUCUCCUUCUAACCCAGAUGAUGAAGACGACGUUAUUGACGAGGACAACAACAAUAGCAACGACAACAACGUUGUGCAAAAAAAACGCAGAAGAAGAGCGUCUCAGAGCUGUGAUUUUAUCAACGUGAAUGAGCGUGUUGCUUCUGUUUCUGCUGGGUUAGCACCAAUAGCACCGUUGCCUAUGUGGCCUGUGAGUGUGGGAGCUCAUAAUAAUAAUAAUAGCAAUGGUCAUGGUGGGCCAUUUUUUAUGUUCCCAAAUGGGUCUAUUAAUCAUCACCAGGCACAAUUGUGGGCUAUUCCAGCGGGUGCGACUCCUAUAUUCAACGUGCAAGCAAGACCCAUAUCUAAUUUUGUGUCAGCUGUGCAACUGCAAGUGCCACCUGGUGCUGGUGCUGGUGCUGGUGCUGGUGCUGGUGGGGUUCGUGUUCAAUUGGGUGAGGUGCAGGGUUCGACUGCUGGUUCUAUUUCAAGUGGUGGUGGUGGUGGUGCUACGGGUUCGGGGAGUUGUUCAUCUAUGGCGCCCAGUUCGAGUUCCGGGACCAGUGGUGGUGCUACAACUAGUAAUAAUAAUAAUAGUACUGGUACGACUCAGAUGCUUAGGGAUUUUUCAAUGGAGAUUUAUGAUAGGAAGGAGCUUCCAUUCUUGGGUCGGAUUGGGAAUUCACAAACACCAUGUUCAAAACCAUGAGGGUAACAAUGGGGGUAAAGAGUUGUUAUAGGGUUUUAGACUUUUUUUUUUUUUUUAAUAAUAAAAA
Molecule: messenger RNA, 1616 nt
Organism: Quercus robur (English oak)
Lineage: Eukaryota; Viridiplantae; Streptophyta; Magnoliopsida; Fagales; Fagaceae
Product: transcription factor TCP19
Exons: 1
Coding region: 407-1549 (380 amino acids)
Cellular component (GO): nucleus
Molecular function (GO): sequence-specific DNA binding; DNA-binding transcription factor activity
Source: RefSeq, a predicted model, not a curated record